Messenger RNA from Oryza sativa Japonica Group (Japanese rice), 3770 nucleotides. NCBI's taxonomy places the organism in Eukaryota, Viridiplantae, Streptophyta, Magnoliopsida, Poales, Poaceae. The record is from RefSeq and is a predicted model, not a curated record.
CAGCCUUACCUCCAAAAAAAACCAUUUGGGUCUCUCUCCCUUUGAGAGCCCCCUACCGACACUUGUUUGCCCUUAAUUUCUAUAUAUCCCCCACGUACUUUACGACCCAUUUCUCACACCCCUCUUCUCCUCCUCCUCUUCUUCUCCACCACCUCCAUUGCUGCUCGCCUCUCUCACCUCCUCCUCCUCCUCUUGUGUGGAGCUCGUCGGCGUCGAGGUGUAGCUAGCUAGCUAAGCUUGUUUUGCCAUUGUUGUGUUCUUGGUGUUCGGAGAGGGAGCUUGCCUUUGCCUUGAGGGGAGAGGCAAAGGCAUUAGCAAUGGCGCCAGCGGUGGCCGGCGGCGGAGGGAGGAGGAACAAUGAGGGGGUGAACGGGAACGCGGCGGCGCCGGCGUGCGUGUGCGGGUUCCCGGUGUGCGCGUGCGCGGGGGCGGCGGCGGUGGCGUCGGCGGCGUCGUCGGCGGACAUGGACAUCGUGGCGGCGGGGCAGAUCGGCGCCGUCAACGACGAGAGCUGGGUCGCCGUCGACCUCAGCGACAGCGACGACGCCCCCGCCGCCGGCGACGUCCAGGGCGCCCUCGACGACCGCCCCGUCUUCCGUACCGAGAAGAUCAAGGGCGUCCUCCUCCACCCCUACCGGGUGCUGAUCUUUGUGAGGCUGAUCGCGUUCACACUGUUCGUGAUAUGGCGUAUCGAGCACAAGAACCCGGACGCGAUGUGGCUGUGGGUGACGUCGAUCGCCGGCGAGUUCUGGUUCGGGUUCUCGUGGCUGCUCGACCAGCUCCCCAAGCUGAACCCGAUCAACCGCGUCCCCGACCUCGCCGUCCUCCGCCGCCGCUUCGACCACGCCGACGGGACCUCCUCCCUCCCGGGGCUGGACAUCUUCGUCACCACCGCCGACCCGAUCAAGGAGCCCAUCCUGUCGACGGCGAACUCCAUCCUCUCCAUCCUCGCCGCCGACUACCCCGUCGACCGCAACACCUGCUACCUCUCCGACGACUCUGGGAUGCUCCUCACCUACGAGGCCAUGGCGGAGGCGGCCAAGUUCGCGACGCUGUGGGUGCCCUUCUGCCGGAAGCACGCCAUCGAGCCGCGCGGGCCUGAGAGCUACUUCGAGCUCAAGUCCCACCCCUACAUGGGGAGGGCGCAGGAGGAGUUCGUCAACGACCGCCGCCGCGUCCGCAAGGAGUACGACGACUUCAAGGCCAGGAUCAACGGCCUCGAGCACGACAUCAAGCAGAGGUCCGACUCCUACAACGCCGCCGCCGGCGUCAAGGACGGCGAGCCCCGCGCCACCUGGAUGGCCGACGGGUCGCAGUGGGAGGGCACCUGGAUCGAGCAGUCGGAGAACCACCGCAAGGGCGACCACGCCGGCAUCGUCCUGGUGUUGCUGAACCACCCGAGCCACGCACGGCAGCUGGGGCCGCCGGCGAGCGCCGACAACCCGCUGGACUUCAGCGGCGUGGACGUGCGGCUGCCGAUGCUGGUGUACGUCGCACGUGAGAAGCGCCCCGGGUGCAACCACCAGAAGAAGGCCGGCGCCAUGAACGCGCUGACCCGCGCCUCCGCCGUGCUCUCCAACUCCCCCUUCAUCCUCAACCUCGACUGCGACCACUACAUCAACAACUCCCAGGCGCUCCGCGCCGGCAUCUGCUUCAUGCUCGGCCGCGACAGCGACACCGUCGCGUUCGUCCAGUUCCCGCAGCGCUUCGAGGGCGUCGACCCCACCGACCUCUAUGCUAACCACAACCGUAUCUUCUUCGACGGCACGCUCCGUGCCCUCGACGGGCUGCAGGGGCCUAUCUACGUCGGCACCGGGUGUCUCUUCCGCCGCAUCACGCUGUACGGGUUCGAGCCGCCGAGGAUCAACGUCGGCGGACCGUGCUUCCCGAGGCUCGGUGGGAUGUUCGCCAAGAACAGGUACCAGAAGCCUGGGUUCGAGAUGACCAAGCCUGGUGCCAAGCCGGUGGCGCCGCCGCCGGCGGCGACGGUGGCGAAGGGGAAGCACGGGUUCCUGCCGAUGCCCAAGAAGGCGUACGGCAAGUCGGACGCGUUCGCCGACACCAUCCCGCGCGCGUCGCACCCGUCGCCGUACGCGGCGGAGGCGGCGGUGGCGGCCGACGAGGCGGCGAUCGCGGAGGCCGUGAUGGUGACGGCGGCGGCGUACGAGAAGAAGACCGGGUGGGGGAGCGACAUCGGGUGGGUGUACGGCACGGUGACGGAGGACGUGGUGACCGGCUACCGGAUGCACAUCAAGGGGUGGAGGUCGCGCUACUGCUCCAUCUACCCGCACGCGUUCAUCGGGACGGCGCCGAUCAACCUGACGGAGAGGCUGUUCCAGGUGCUCCGGUGGUCGACGGGUUCGCUGGAGAUCUUCUUCUCGAGGAACAACCCGCUGUUCGGGAGCACGUUCCUGCACCCGCUGCAGCGCGUGGCGUACAUCAACAUCACCACCUACCCGUUCACGGCGCUGUUCCUCAUCUUCUACACCACCGUGCCGGCGCUGUCGUUCGUGACGGGGCACUUCAUCGUGCAGAGGCCGACCACCAUGUUCUACGUCUACCUCGCCAUCGUGCUCGGGACGCUGCUCAUCCUCGCCGUGCUGGAGGUGAAGUGGGCGGGGGUCACCGUGUUCGAGUGGUUCAGGAACGGGCAGUUCUGGAUGACGGCCAGCUGCUCCGCCUACCUCGCCGCCGUGCUGCAGGUGGUCACCAAGGUGGUGUUCCGGCGGGACAUCUCGUUCAAGCUCACCUCCAAGCUCCCCGCCGGCGACGAGAAGAAGGACCCCUACGCCGACCUGUACGUGGUGCGGUGGACGUGGCUCAUGAUCACCCCCAUCAUCAUCAUCCUCGUCAACAUCAUCGGCUCCGCCGUCGCCUUCGCCAAGGUGCUCGACGGCGAGUGGACGCACUGGCUCAAGGUCGCCGGCGGCGUGUUCUUCAACUUCUGGGUCCUCUUCCACCUCUACCCCUUCGCCAAGGGCAUCCUCGGGAAGCACGGCAAGACGCCGGUGGUGGUGCUCGUCUGGUGGGCCUUCACCUUCGUCAUCACCGCCGUGCUCUACAUCAACAUCCCCCACAUCCAUGGCCCCGGCCGCCACGGCGCCGCCUCACCAUCCCACGGCCACCACAGCGCCCAUGGCACCAAGAAGUACGACUUCACCUACGCCUGGCCAUGAGGACGCCGUCGCCGGAGACGAAGAAGAAAACACAAACAAGAACAAGACGACACCAACAACACCAACAACAACAAACACGAGAUGAGUACGUUCUACUACACGCUGCUGCAACAACACAUACUACUGAACACUGUGCAUGCAUUUGAUCGAGCGACCCGCCAAAAUUUGAAAGUUUUUUUUCUUCUUUUCUUUUAACCUUUUUUUUUCCUCUUUUUGCCCCCUCCUCUCUCUCCUUUUCUUUCUUUUUAGUUUUGUCCAGAAAAAAGAUGGUGUUUAUUUGAUUUAGUUUUUUAAUUACCUGUGGUAAUUAAUUAUGUAUUAUACAUUACUGCAAGGAAGAGAGGGGGGCUUACAGGUGGGGCCCGGGGGGUGGGGUGUGGUGUAUGAUUGUACUGUACAUGCUGGGAGAUGUAUGUAUACGGAGACAAAAAGACAAGAGUCACAGAGAGUGAGAGAAAGAGAGGCUGGAAGUGGGCCCGGCCAGGUGGUGGUGGUAUUCUUUUAGUACAUGGAAACAAUAAAUUUAAUUUCAUUAUUCGUGCAAUUGUGUCCUUUUUUUUGUCCACUAUAUAUACUAUCACUGUUCUUUUGUCC